AGCAGGAUGGAUGUUUAAUGUGAAAUGAAGAUGUGCUGCACUUUGUGUACAAGAAGAACUUUGGAUUCCAUUUUCUGUCACUCUUUGGCAAGAGGCAAAGAGCUGCCCCGGGGACCCCAGCUCAGGAGGGGUGGCCAGGGGGUCACCAGAACCUGGGAAACCCCUCAGUACAGUCCCAGUCUGCAGCUGCAGGAGUUGGCAGAGUCAGGAGAAGCUGAGGCUGUGAGAGGGCAGAAACACCAGCCUGGGUACUCGAUGAGCCAUGGACACAGCUGGGAAAUGAAGGAAAUGAAAAUAUCCCUCUGGAUAAAGUGAGACAUGGAAGCAGAAGCUGAGAGACCCCCUUGGAUGAGCUGGGGCUCCUGGGCUCAUCCCCAACAUCCCUCCCAGCUCCUCCUGUCUGCCUCUUCCCAGACAUAAUCAGGAAAGCAUUCCCAGAAAUAUUCCCAAUGUCACUGGGUCACGGGUGCUUCUCACCCUGGUGCUGGGUGGGGCUCCUGGGGAUAUCUCACCCCCACGCUGGGGCACCCACCCAGCCCAUGAGGCUCUGGCUGGCCCAGGAGCACCAGUGAGGACACUGCACUGCCCAGAGGCACUGGUUUCCCAGGAGUGGCUCUGGAUGCACAAGGGCUGUACUGAGUUUCCCACUGAUGGCACUGGGGUUUGCCCAGGGGUGGCACUGGGUUACAGGAAGUCAGCACUGAGCUCCUGACUGGAAUGCUUUAGGUUGGAGAGGAUGUUCAAGCUCAUCUAUCCAACCCCUGCCAUGGACAGGGACACCAGGGUGCUCAGAGCCCUGGCCAGCCUGGCCUCGGACACUGGGGUAGCACUGGGCUGCCCAGGGUGGCACUGGGCUGUCCACUGAGGGCUCUGAUCUCACAGGGCCCAGGUUGGAAGGCUCCUUGCAGGACAUCCUACACCUAAAGCAGGUGGCCACAAGCAUUAUCCAGCCACUCAACACCUACCCCUGGUUGCCCAGGGGCUGCACAAAGCUGCCCAGCAGCACAGGAGGUUCAGGGCAGGAACUGGGAUGCCCUGGGUGGUGUUUACUGGCCCCAGGUUGCCCACCCAGCAGCCUGUGUUGCCAUUGCUGUGGCCAUUACAGGGCGGGUCAAUGGCCAGGACAGGUCACAGAGGUGGCCAGUGUCACAGAACCGCCCCAGAACACGGUCACUGCCACGGAACCCCCAUCCAUAGCAACGGGGCCCUGCAGAGCCGGGCCGUGCCAGGACCACCGCAGCAGCCAGUGAUGAGCAGCAGCACCCCCGGGCGCUCCCAGCCCAGAGCUCAGCCAGGGGGGAGCUGUGCUUCACCCACAGGGAGGAGCAGCACGGCCGGACUAGCACCAGCAGCAUUCCAGGAUGGAACUCUACGGCUAUCCCUUAAAAGCCAAGUUUAACCAGCCACGGCCACCACCUCCCAAGGUCCUGCCAGCCGCCAGCACUGCGGCUGCCAACUACAAGAACUGCGUUCCCUGUCAUCCCGAGAGCUUCACCAUGCCAUGGAUGCCCAACUCCUACUACAAAGCAGCUGCCCUCAACCCCACCUUGGCUCCCCUCACCGAAAACUUCCCUGGGCUUCCCCCCACCAAGAUAGUUCCUUUUAUUUCUGAGAAACCCAACGGUGUCUUCACCCGGCACACGCUGGAUGACUGGCACCGGUCCAACAUGACCAACUACAAGGAGUCGGAGACCACGCGGCACAACGCGGAGCGCCUGCGGGCCGACCUGAACCGCGCCAUCAAGGACGUGUACCAGCAGGCCAAGAGGACCCAAGGCGAGAGCACCAGGAACCUGGGAGAGCGUGUCAAUGACAUCGAGUACUGGAAAUCCGAGCUCUGCAUCGAGCUGGAUGCCAUGAUCAGGGAGACCAAUUCCCUGGCGGAUAUGCAGAAACGACUGGAGAGAGCCUUGGCCGACACCGAGGGCCCCUUCCAGGUGGCUCACAAGUGUUUGCUCCAUCGGGAGAAGAGGAUGGGCAUUGACCUGGUCAAUGAUGACGUGGAGAAACAGCUCGUCACAGAAAUCAAGAUCAUCAAGUCCUGCCGGGAGAGGUUACAGCAGUGCCUGGACACGGUGAAUGCCCAGCUCAUGUGCAACAAGGAGGCCCGGCAGGAGCUGGAGAAGGACCUGGCUGACAAGCAGAUGGGCCACCACAUCGACAGCAAGUGCUACCAGCUGAAGGACACCUCCAGAGACAUCCACUUCUUCAAGGGCGUGGAGAGGAUCGAUGCCACGGUCUCAGUGCCCGAGACCUGGGCCAGGUUCACGGACAACAACAUCUUCCGCUCGCAGAGCGCGCGCGCGGCCUCGGCCAAGCUGCGGGCGAGCACCGAGAGCCUCCUCAUGGGCACGGCCGACGAGAUGUGGCGCCAGUUCAGCAAGGUCAACGACGCCUUCACCAGCCGCAUCACCGAGAUCGCCAACGCCAAGAGCAAGAUCCAGACACACCUGGCCAAGACGCGGCAGGAAAUCUUCCAGAUCGAGACGAAGAUCCAGGUCAUCCAGAAGACCAUAAAGGACAAAGAGGCUCAGCUGAAGGUGGCUCAGACCCGGCUGGAUGAGCGCACAAGGAGACCCAACGUGGAGCUGUGCCGGGACGCUGCCCAGAUCCGCCUUGUCCAAGAGGUCAACGAGAUCAACGAGACACUGCGGAACCUGCACCAGUGCCUGCGGGCCUCCGAGGACAUGCUGCAGAUGCUGGUGCGCUCCAAGGGGGUCCUGGAGCAGGACCUGGUGGUCAAGAACAACUCCCUGUUCAUCGACCAGGAGCGCUGCAUGGGGAUGCGCAAGAGCUACCCCAGCACCGUGCAGAUCCUGGGCUACGUCUCAGCAGGACUCACCUGAGCGCUCGGCACCCGUGGCGGGACGCAUCCCCGCUUUCCCUCGGCUUCUUUGCAAAUAUAUUGUUGCAAUUUCA
This is a messenger RNA of Oenanthe melanoleuca, 2919 nucleotides long. It is a transcript of the gene TEKT3, whose product is annotated as tektin 3. Gene Ontology annotation, biological process: cilium assembly; cilium movement involved in cell motility. Gene Ontology annotation, cellular component: sperm flagellum; microtubule cytoskeleton; nucleus. The transcript has 8 exons. The record is from RefSeq and is a predicted model, not a curated record. The coding region runs from base 1362 to 2846 and encodes 494 amino acids. Lineage: Eukaryota; Metazoa; Chordata; Aves; Passeriformes; Muscicapidae.